This is a messenger RNA of Schistosoma margrebowiei, 1554 nucleotides long. The record is from the annotation of a GenBank genome assembly. Lineage: Eukaryota; Metazoa; Platyhelminthes; Trematoda; Strigeidida; Schistosomatidae.
CUUGUGAUUGUCCUUCAGGUUGUUCGCGGCGCAAAUCAGGUGAUAUUUUUGUUAUGAUAAUCGUAUGAGGCACUUACCUUGGACAUUUAUUAUUUGCUUCUUCGUUGUUACUUUUGGGGCUUAUAUCCAGUCGGAAAAGUACCCAAUUGUAAUAAUCCCAGGUGAUGGAGGGUGUCAGGCGUAUAGCAAGCUAAAGAACUCAACGUCACCUCCUUUUUUAGUAUGGAUAGACCUACGUUACUUCCUCGAACCGGGAAAACUAAAUGAAUACUUCGGCUUAGUUUAUGAUCCAGUCACCAGAAAGUCUAGAGAUCCUGAUAGCGCAGACGUAUAUUUCCCAGGUUGGGGUGAAACGUGGUCUAUUGAAAAUUUGGAUAGUUAUAGACAUAGCAGAACUGAAUAUUGUGGUCCGAUGAUUGAGUCAUUGCGCCGUGAUCCUUUCUUUGUAUCCAACUGGACUAUUCGCGGUGCACCCUUCGAUUUCCGUAAAGCUCCAAAUGAAAACGAGGGCUUUAAUGACAAACUUAUGCACCUGAUUGAGGAAACUUAUCAAAAUGGUGGAAACCGGUCUGUUGUUUUGCUUGGCCAUAGUUUGGGGGCUAAAUACGGUAUGUACUUCUUAAAGUCAAUGAAAAAAAGCUGGAAGAACAAAUACGUCAAAACCUUUGUCUCACUCAGUGCACCUCUUGGUGGUUCAGUAAAGGCUCUUAAAAUCGAAGCAAGUGGAGAUAACUUUGGUGUGUUUUUACGCAGUCCACUUAGUUUCCGCCCUGUUCAGCGCACGCUACCUUCUCUUGCUUUUCUCCUCCCGGAUUCUCGUUUGUGGUCACCAAAGGAACCCCUUAUUAUAACGCCAACAACAAACUAUUCUGCUCAUGACUACGAACGUUUCUUCCAUGAUGUCAAUUAUUCAAUCGGUUUCCAGAUGAUGUUGGACAGUAAAUCUAUAAUCGAUACAUUCGAAAAACCAAGUGAUAUUGAUGAAAUCUAUUGUAUUCAUGGAUCAAAUUUGAGUACCACUGACAAAAUGGUUUAUUCACCGCCCAACUUCUUUCAUAGUGGAUUUCCAGAUCAAGUACCGGCGUUGAUUCCUGGGAACGGUGAUGGAACUGUUAGUCUACGUAGUUUAGAAGUCUGUAAACGUUGGCCUGGUAUAAAAUAUUUCAUUUUACCUGGGGCUGAACAUGUAAAUAUUAUGGGAGAUCCACGUUUUAUUGAUAUUAUUCAUCGAAUUGUUGGUGCUAAUACAACUAAAACAUUAAACUGUUGUUAGUUAUUUUCUUCACUUUAUUAUUUACUUAUUUACUGUAAUAAGAUUCUCAUUUCAUUCAAUUUCCACCGAAUUAUUUGUUACAAUAUGGGAUGGUGGUCAAGAUAGACUGCAAAGUAUAAGAUACAUGGUCCUGAAUGUAUCAAAUGUCAUAUGGAUAUACCCAAACUUGAACAAUAUUUUUGUUUUAAUGUGAACAAAAUCAGGAUAAUAGAAAAUAUGUUUUCUUUAUUGUUUUUAGGUCCUCAUAAUUUAUUUCUAUUAUUACGGUAUUUUAUUACAAA